Molecule: messenger RNA, 3730 nt
Organism: Spizellomyces punctatus DAOM BR117
Lineage: Eukaryota; Fungi; Chytridiomycota; Chytridiomycetes; Spizellomycetales; Spizellomycetaceae
Exons: 8
Coding region: 136-3693 (1185 amino acids)
Source: RefSeq, a predicted model, not a curated record
GGAAUAGUCGACAUUGAAACGAUGAGCCAUAUCACCGACAGGACCUCGUAGCAUCAGCACAAAAGAAAGCAAUAUUUAUCAUUUAUUUUUAUGUAGUCAGCAUUCAUUUAUUGAAAUUCGCCACUCAAACCCGUCAUGCCUGUACAACCUGUAAGGCAUGACGAGAUCAUACUGCCCAUGCCGGGACCAGUCACAUCUGCAGCCAAUUCCCAGGGAUCUUCCACACAAGAAGUUUGCGGGAGCAAUCACAACUUAAACUCUCAGAGCUCCAAUCAAUCUAUUCCAGAAAACGGCGAAGCAGACGAUAUCGUACUUGAGCUCGGUAACCCACGGACGACAUGGUCCCGGCGACGAGAAGAGGAGAAAAGUCAUACCAGAAGAGGAGAGAGAUCAACAGCUGAGCAGAAAAACUCACUUCCUGCUGUAGGGACGCUUUGGAGAAGAUGGACAAAUCGGGUCUGGGAACCCAUAAGGAGAUACCUCUCGUGGGAAAUCUUCCAGAGAUGUACAAAGGCUGUAAUAGCAUUCUAUGUUGCGAGUUUGUUUGUCCUGAUUGAUCCUAUAGCAAUUGCCUUUGGAUCUGGAGUUUAUUUGACGCCAUUUGCGACUCUAUUCUUCCCUCCUGUCAAGACCAUUGGCGCCAUAUUGGAAACAGUGCUUGUCGGUGCUGUGGGCGUCAUGUUUGGUGCCGCCGUUUCGCUCGCUGCUCUUGCCAGUGCUACAGCCUACAACAGCUCCCGUCCAGAACAAGAGAAAGAGCCGGUUGGUGGAUUCCUGAUCCAGCUGUUGUUCCUCAUUGUGGGAGUAUUCUGUCUUGGCUAUGUCCGCGCAACGUAUCCGAGAUUGAACAACGCGACUCUCACAAGUAUAAUGGUAAUGGUUUUUCCAUUAACAACAAAUAUCUACUCGAGAGAGGUGGUGGCUGCUAGUGUGUGGAAUAUCGUCAAACCGUUUAUGGCCGGCGCCGGCAUAUGCUUAGUGGUUGAUAUAACAGUUUUUCCUGAAUUUAGUGGCAGAGUGUUGAGGAGCUCAAUUCAACGGACGGUUGAAGAAACAAGGGAUCUGCUAGAUCUCCUCGUUAAAGCAUUCCUCUUGACCGACACAGAAAACCCUAUCCCCAUGGACGAAAUCCUUGCGAAGCAAGCAAACGUUCGCUCGGCUAUUCUACGUACCAAAGCAGCGAGACGGGAAUGUAGAUAUGAAGUAACCUACGACCGAUAUUCUCCCGACGACUAUAAGGUCAUUGUUCAACCCCUACAAGAGAUGAUGAAGUACUUGAGCGGAAUGGUGGCUUGCAUGAAGAUUGAAAAGGCCCUGGUGGAAAUGGAAGAUGAGGCGGCUGGGAAAGAGAAGCGGUCCAAAGUCAUGGAAAAAUUGAAGCAACGAAUGGAACAAGACCUUGAAGAGCAGGCUCGCCGACAUCGGUCUGUCCGGGCUGAGCAUGAUCUACUCAAUCAACGUUACAAUGAAGCACGCAAUAACCUGAGUGUCACCUCCAUAAAUAACCUCACGGUCAGCAGUAUCCGCUCUCUAAGAUCGCUCAAGGCAGCCAGUGUUGACUUACAGGAUGAAAUCGCUGAAGGGCACCAGGUUCAAGUCAUUGGUCGCGAGAUCACUGGCGGAAUGUUUGGUGGCUCGAAAAAGCUUUUCAAGAAAUAUCUCGCUUCCGUUCGAUCCAGUCUUCACAUUCUCUCUAGAGCGUGCUCAGACUGCAUGGAUCAAAGUGCAGCGUACAUGUUACGUGUAAACGAAGAGACCAAGCAUGACACAAUUGUGGGUCGAACGACAGAUACGGUAAAGAGGUCUUCGAUGAUGCUAGCGACCCGACUGGGGAGUUUUGCAGGAGGACUGGGAGGGCUUGAGUCGUUAGAAUCAAGCACGGGUGAAAUACCAAUGGUGGAACAACACUCGCUCCCUUCGGACACCAGCAUAACAAGACUCAAGAAGUCGAUCACAACUUUCGAAGAGAUUCAAUGGUCUGUUAUGGAACGCGUAUCCCACCAAAUUGACCCUCUAUCUUCACCGUCCAUGAGCUCCCUAACCGAUGCGGAUAUUACCAUUCAACACUGGAAUGCAGCAAAUCUGUUUCGAGAAGAAUAUUUUCUCGCCUUCUUUUUCAUUUUCAAUAUGAGGGAAGCGAUGGCCAAGGUUGUGAGGUUUGCUGAGGCUGUGGACGCUUUGAGAACAAAGAGGGAGGUCAAACAAAAAUUUUGGAUGCCGAAAAUGAAGUUGCGUACGUGGCUGAAGGGAGAUGGGAUUGUCUGGAAGGAUUAUGAGGACGGACAAGCUCGCGACAUCCCGCUUUAUACAGAGGGAAAGGAAACAUUCAUAGCGCCAGGCUGGGUAGGCCGUUUUCGAUGGAAUUUGUGGAAUGCUUUGCAAAGAUCCGCGAAUCAUGCUGUCAAAUUUGGUGUCAAAAUGGCCAUUGCGACAACUGCUUUGGCAUGGCCUGCGUAUGUUUGGCCUGAUUGGUGGACAUGGUUUCGCGGAUCUUGGGCGCUGGUUACGAUGAUUAUUGUCCUUUCCCCUACAGUAGGAGGAUCAAAUGCCUUCGGGCUCUACCGUAUCAUUGGGACCAUCUUUGGAGCUCUUUGGGGCUACGUAACCUGGAUUAUUUCCCCCCGUAAUCCCUACUCCAUCUCAGUUAUGACCAUCAUAUUCGCGUAUCCCUGCUGGUACAUCUACAUAACAACACCACAUUCUCGUCUUGGCACGACAGCACUCCUCACAUAUAACGUAGUGGUCAUGACGGCCUACUUUACGUACUAUGAUCCAGAGCACGGAGAUAGUGUCAGCCUUCUGGCGUGGAAAAGGAUGGCAACAAUCACAAUCGGUGUCUUAACCGCUUUGAUUGUAACAUCAUAUGUCUGGCCCUUUGUUGCGCGGAUAGAGCUGCGAAAGGGCGUGUCCAAGAGUGUAUACUUGAUGGGAAUCUUAUAUUCCCGGCUGGCUGUUUUUAUUGCAGAUGAAGCGGGGGUGUAUAUGCAUGACCAUGACAAGCAACAGCCCGCGGAUUCACCUACCGCACCUACCGCCCACACAGCAACACCUUCUCACUACCUUCUAAGCAAGCAUCAAAAAGAGCGCCUCUAUGUUCGCUCCCUCGAGCGCAAGCUCACAAAAUCCAUAGCAUAUCAUUUAGAGCUCUUGGAACUUACACCAAACGAGCCCCGAUUAAAAGGACCUUUCCCUUACGAUGUCUACAAGGAAAUGUUGUGGUGUGUACAAAAUCUAGUCGAUCGGAUGGGUAACGUAAGACGAAUUGUGGAUGGGGAAUAUGAAAGUGCGUUUGUAGAUGGUGGAGUUGGACAAGAUGGAUUCGGCGAGUUCGUACGAAGGGAGAUAAUAUGGCCCGUGGAGAAGUACCGGAUGGAUAUGUUUGCAGCCAUCCUCUUGUUUUUUCACGUCAUUGCGGGGUCCCUCUUAGCCAAAACCCCACUCCCCGCAUUCGUUCCCGCUGCACGGGCUGCCCGACUUCGCCUAUUCAGCAAAAUCCGCACCCUGCCAGCUCUACGGGACCCAUCUCUGACCGCUAGAAAAGAAGAAAAGAGUCAUUGGAUAAAUUUCAUGGCUUAUGCAUGUGCAACGGAGGAUUUGAUAGAGGAGCUGGAGAAGCUUGCUGGGUUGGUGAAACGAGUCUUUGGUCAGGGCAGGUUAGGUGAAGGACUGGGAAAUGUGGUGGUUGCAGGAUAGUAAAUUAUUUGCUUAAUACUAUGAUUUUUCCUUUGGC